Paramuricea clavata is the source of this 1536-nucleotide messenger RNA. The record is from the annotation of a GenBank genome assembly. Lineage: Eukaryota; Metazoa; Cnidaria; Anthozoa; Malacalcyonacea; Plexauridae.
AUGUGUCGGACACGGUGGAAAGGAGAUUACGAAGAGACGUGUAUUCUCUGCUUUCUGCCACUGACUUCGCAGAUGGAGUGGUGGCCAAGGUGUGCGCCAGACGAAAGACAAAGGUUCAAGCACAAAGAAAAUAGAAACGGCAAUCAUUACACAUGUCCUUUCGCCAUGUCACGAGGUGAAUUUCAAACGCGAAGGGUGCCGCAUAGUAGGCGCACAAGAGCAAAGACGGAAACAACAGUGGACUGUUUUAUUUGUUUUGAUGAAAUAGUUAGCAACGAGAAGUACGCGUUCGACAUGCCUUGUUGCGCAAAAUUUCUGCAUUUAAAGUGCUGGGAGACGUUGGAUACCGUGAAGAACGAAAGUGAACAUAAUGCAUCAUGUCCGAUGUGUCGGACACGGUGGAAAGGAGAUUACGAAGAGACGUGUAUUCUCUGCUUUCUGCCACUGACUUCGCAGAUGGAGUGGUGGCCAAGGUGUGCGCCAGACGAAAGACAAAGGUUCAAGCACAAAGAAAAUAGAAACGGCAAUCAUUACACAUGUCCUUUCGCCAUGUCACGAGGUGAAUUUCAAACGCGAAGGGUGCCGCAUAGUAGGCGCACAAGAGCAAAGACGGAAACAACAGUGGACUGUUUUAUUUGUUUUGAUGAAAUAGUUAGCAACGAGAAGUACGCGUUCGACAUGCCUUGUUGCGCAAAAUUUCUGCAUUUAAAGUGCUGGGAGACGUUGGAUACCGUGAAGAACGAAAGUGAACAUAAUGCAUCAUGUCCGAUGUGUCGGACACGGUGGAAAGGAGAUUACGAAGAGACGUGUAUUCUCUGCUUUCGGCCACUGACUUCGCAGAUGGAGUGGUGGCCAAGGUGUGCGCCAGAAGAAAGACAAAGGUUCAAGCACAAAGAAAAUAGAAACGGCAAUCAUUACACAUGUCCUUUCGCCAUGUCACGAGGUGAAUUUCGAACGCAAAGUGAUGGCUGGUAUAGUAUGUGCACAAGAGCAAAGACGGAAACAACAGUGGACUGUUUUAUUUGUUUUGAGGAAAUAGUUAGCAACGAGAAGUGCGCGUUCGACAUGCCGUGUUGCUCAAAAAUUCUGCAUUUAAAGUGCUGGGAGACGUUGGAGACCGUGAAGAACGAAAGUGGACAUAAUGCAUCAUGUCCGAUGUGUCGAACACGGUGGAAAGGAGAUUACGAAGAGACGUGUUUUCUCUGCUUUCUGCCACUGACUUCGCAGAUGGAGUGGUGGCCAAGAUGUGCGCCAGAAGAAAGACAAAGGUUCAAGCACAAAGAAAAUAGAAACGGCAAUCAUUACACAUGUCCUUUCGCGAUGUCACGAGGUGAAUUUCGAACGCGAAGGGGUGGCUGGCAUAGUAGGUGCACAAGAGCAAAGACGGAAACAACAGUGGACUGUUUUAUUUGUCUUGAGCAAGUAGUUGGCAACGAAAAAUAUGCUUUCAACAUGCCUUGUUGCUCAAAGAUUAUCCACUUAAAGUGCUGGGAGACGUGGGAGACGGUCAGGAAAGAAAGUGGACAGAAUCGAUAG